Molecule: messenger RNA, 4278 nt
Organism: Xenopus tropicalis (tropical clawed frog)
Lineage: Eukaryota; Metazoa; Chordata; Amphibia; Anura; Pipidae
Exons: 5
Coding region: 24-1064 (346 amino acids)
Source: RefSeq, a predicted model, not a curated record
UGUCUCAACACAGCGCUAAUAGCAUGUUUAACAACUUUGGGGACAUUACAGAUUCUCAGUUAGCGGCUGUUAUGGAUGUUGUAUUACCACCAUUGCCCUAUUCACAAACAGAAGAUAUUUUAGGACUAACAGCUAGAGACCUAAACAUUCUUGACUGUGCAACUCUAAAAGAGCCCGACAUUGAGAUCAUUGCGCAUAAUGUUGAGAGCCGUGCAACACACAAAAAACCAUCACAGACUGAAAAAAGGGGGAAAACAUUUCGUAAAAAAAUCAAGGCAAAUAACGCAUCAGAAAAGGAGAAUAUUCCCCCUGUAGAGCGUGUUUUGAUGCCUUCAGCCCCACGUAAAGUAACCCAAGCUGAAAUACACAAUAGAACAACUAAAACAUCUAAGAGAAGUAAAACAGGCCAGAUAUCUGAUACAAAAGAAAGAAGAGCAACCAAAAACAUCACAAAUCCUGUUGUUCCUGGACUCCACAAAACAGAAGUCGUUAAAUCAAAGCCAUUACUAAAAAAUGAUUUUAAUGGAUCAAUAAGGACCUUGCCAUUGUCUCCAGUUUCUAAUCUUGAUGAAUCUACAUCACAAGCUGUCAAGGGUGGUGAGUCAGCAUGUAUAAUACCAAGUAAUGUUAUCAGGUAUGUUCCAAAGCAGUCUGUUAUACAGAGCACACCUUUAGCUGGUAGGGGUGUAAGUAAUGUGAAGAGGCAACUCACAUAUGAAAAUACCCCACCUGCUAAACAAAAACGCGUCGCAGAAACACAAACAGAAAACAGUUUAGAUGUUGCGUUACCAGCAGAAGGCCUGUAUACUCACAUUUUACAUUUUACAGGUCUUAGAACUUGGAGUAAAAAAGUACAGAGUGCAUUGAGUCAUAUGGGGAGUCUAAACCACAGAUGGCUUAACAUGGUUAAUUUUUUAGGGCACCUUAACAGACAGGCCAUGGCAUUAGGUAGUACGGCGCCUGAAGAGUCUAAGGGUGCAGAGAUAAUAGCUGUUUCUGAAAAGUACACAAAAUUAAGUAAGGUUCUUAAGGCUUUUGAAAAAGAAAUAGGUGAAACAGCAUGACUAAAAAUGGUUGGUGGUGGUAGGUUAGAAAAAUUUCCCAAACUGUCUGUGAACAGAACUAAAACUAUCAAUCGGGCUGUUAAAAUGUUAAUAAGUGCCAGGGCUUCUUUGAAGGCUAGGGCACAUAGACGUCUUUGUUGUAACAAUGCAAAUCUGCAUGCUACAACAUCGACUUCUUUACCCAUUCAAUCAGGGGUCCUCAAAACACAUGACACACCACACAAAUCUGAUAGGUUACAAAUACAGGCCACGCAACAGAAUAGUGGGCGCAGUAAUGUACAGGACAGUGACCAAAGACUGUGUUUGGAAGCUGUUAAUGCUGAUCAUGAUCAAAAUACUGGUGUAUAUUUAGAUGCUAUUUACCAUCAACAGAGAGACCUAGCCAACUUUAACGGUGUUAUGUAUAUUGACCAUUUUAGAUUUAUAAACUUAGACAGAAUACACUCAUUUGUGGAUGCUGUUAAUGCUGUGCAUUCCAGUAUUCAAAAUUUACUGAACAGAACCUUACCAGACAUAGCACCAGGAGAUUUUGUACAGUUGCGUCUUGAGGGUGGGAAUGCUUUUGACCCUGUAUAUUCCACAAAACAGUCUAGUGAAGCUUUUAAUGCUGACACUUUUUUGAAUUGCAUUGCGAAUGCUUUACAGAGUAAUGCAGAAUGUCUUGCUGGCAAUUCUCUAAAACUUGUGGUAGUUGUGAUCAGGAAUAGGCGCGGUGGUGUGAAAAAACGGUUGCGUGCAAUCCCUUACAGCAAAAUUAUCAGUGGUAAAAAGCAAUGGUUGUAUGAUUUUAACAAUUAUACUACAAAUCUGUGUCUGGCAGCCAGUCUAUACGCCUUGAUGGAUAAUGAUGAUGUCGGUGAUGCCGUUUUACUAGAACGUGCCAAACAGUUACACAGGGUUCUAGACAUACCAGAGGAUCAGCUAGUGUCUUUUAAUGACAUUGCGGAGUUUGAAAAUUACUUAAACGUUAACAUUAAAAUUCUGUAUUUCAGUCAGGGGCGCUGGCAGUUUUAUCAUACAGGGGCGGCAUCCAGAGAAAAGAUUUUAUUUGUUUUACACCAUGAAAACCAUUAUUAUGGUAUUAAAAAUGUGAAAAGUUUUAUUGGUGAGUCAUACUUUUGUGAGAGAUGCAAUUCUGUGUAUCACCACAAGAAUAAUCAUGGCUGUCAGCAGUUUUGUAAAGCAUGUCAUAGAAUGGAUUGUAGGGAUGAAAUAGGUAUUCAGCCUAGGUGUUUUAACUGUCGUGUGUUUUGUCGUUCAAAAGACUGUUUGGAAUUGCAUAGACAGCUGGCUCUUGAUGACGAGAGCAUUUGUAGACUUAAAACGUUUUGUGACUCCUGCUACCGAUAUGUGUGUAAUGGGGAUGAGCAUAAAUGUGGUGGGCUGCGCUGCAGUGUGUGUGGUGUGCGUGUUGGGAAAUUUGACACACACAUUUGUUACAUGCAAAAGUGCAAAGCACAAAAAAGGUGUGAAAAAUACAUUAUCUAUGAUUUUGAAUGCAUGCAGGAGACAGGCACACACAUUCCAAAUUACAUCUAUGCCGCAAACUUGCACGGUUCCCCCGCUUGGGAGUUUGAAGGUAACGACUGUGUGCAAAAAUUUGUCCAGUUUUUUACUAGUGGCGUAUUUGACCAUUACACAUUCAUUGCACACAAUGCAGGGAGGUACGAUUCGUAUUUUAUUGUUCAAGAACUGAUCAGGGAAAAACUCCAAAUACAAAUAAUAAAUCAAGGGGGUAAACUGUUGUGCGUAACACUACCUGAUUUGAAAAUGCGGUUCAUAGACUCUUUAAACUUCCUGCCCAUGAAGCUCAGUAAAUUACCAGAAGCUAUGGGCUUUUCAGGGUCCAAAGGUUAUUUUCCACAUUUUUUUAACACAGAGCAAAAUCAAAACUAUAUUGGGCCCAUGCCAAGCAUCAAAUUUUAUGGUACAGAUUACAUGAUGCCUGGUGAGAAAAAUGAAUUCAUGACAUGGUACACAGAACACAAAGAUGACACAUUUAAUUUUCAGAAAGAACUAAAAGCAUAUUGCAAACAGGAUGUGGAGGUUUUAAGAAAGGCCUGUGAGUGUUACAGAGACAGGAUCAUGGCAAUGACAAAAAAGAAACGUACAUAUUACUGUAAGCGUAAAAAGAGGCGUGUUGUAGUCCGUAGAUCUAUUGAUCCUUUUCAACUUGUUACACUGGCGUCUGUCUGCAUGGCUAUGUACAGAUUUAAAUUCAUACCAUUAAACACUAUAGCCAUUGUACCAGGAGACAAUUACCACAAGACACAAAAACGUUUUUCUACACCGGCUAUCCAGUGGCUUUUGUAUGUAGCACAUACAGAAAAUAUUCCUAUACAGCAUGCAUUAAGGGGUGGUGAAAGGAGGGUUGGAAGGUACUUUUUGGACGGCUAUGCUUUUGUUGAUGGUAAGCACGUUGCUUUUGAAUUUCAGGGCUGUUUUUAUCAUGGUUGUCCUGUUUGCUACAAUGAGGCUGACUCCAAUGAUGUAACAAAUUCAACAUACGGACAAUUAUACUACACAUUUUUGGUUAAAAAAAGAUAUCUGCAAGAAUGUGGCUUUAUAAUUCGUUUGAUGUGGGAGCAUGAAUGGCAUGAAAUGCUUGAAAAGGAUGAACAGCUUAAAGAAUUUAUCCAUAAAAUGCAGUUUCCAAUACCCCUGGAUCCCCGUGAUGCGCUUUAUGGCGGUAGAACAAACGCUAUCAAACUGUAUCACAAAGUAGAGGAUGGUGAAAACAUAAAUUAUUAUGAUUUCACUAGCCUUUACCCCUUUGUUAAUAAAACCAAGACCUAUCCAGUUGGGCACCCAAAAAUAAUUUACGAAAAUUUUGGUUACAUCAAAAAAUACUUUGGUCUUGCUAAGGUCAAAGUAUACCCACCAAGGGAUUUGUUUUUUCCAGUCUUACCUAUGAAACUGAACAAAAAACUCAUGUUCCCUCUCUGUUACACAUGUGCUUUGAAUUGUCAGGCAGAACUAUGCACACACUCUGAUGAGCAGCGCUCUCUGACUGGUACGUGGACGACUAUGGAACUAGAGGUAGCUAUAGAAAAGGGUUACAGAAUAACACAAAUCUAUGAGAUCUGGCAUUUUGACAAUUCCAGCAAUGACUUGUUUACACAAUACAUUAAUCUACACCUCAGGGACAAACAAGAAGCAUCAGGUUAUCCAAACUGGUGUACUGAUGCGGCCAAGAAAAAACAAUACAUUGCCG